AUGUGCUCCUGGGUUGGUGGCCUGGGCUCUGGCCUAGGCCAUUCCCAGGGGGGAGUGGAUGGCAGUGAGACUUCCUUGACCGGCUACAACUUGGAUCUCACCAUGGACUUUGGUGAUGUUAUAUCAUCGCAGACACAAACCAAGGCACUCCUCAAUGAGAUCGAAACACUGGAGGCUGAUCUUACACUUUGGAAACAUUUGUCCAAGGGACCAAAUAGCUCAGACUCCAAUGCCAUCUGGAAACUGAAGAGCACCAUCAGGGACCUAGAAGAGAGGCGGAUGAGGGAGAUCGAGGAACAUCAACUCGGAGUUGCGAUACUGCACAGUGUCCAUCAAGAAAAACUGGCCGACAUCACUGACAGGCACCGCAAACAACUCCUCGAGUAUGAAACACAGAUAGAAGACCUGCAACACCAAGAGUCUGCCGGUCAUGGGAAAGAUGACUUACUUCAAGAAAGGGAAACUGAGCUUAGAAGGUUGAAGCAACAACUUGCAGAAAUGGAGCGGCUGAAUGACCGUUUAAACAACGUUGCUUCUGAUCUCAGAGCAGAAAACCAAAAGUUGGUUUUGGCGCUCCAGGAUGUAGGACAUCAACUGGAAGAAUCUAUUGUCCAGAACAAUGAGGAUUCUCUGGAAAACAACACUGCUGUGAGGGCUUUAAAAAUAGAAAAAGGACGGUUAAUAGCAAAAUUGGCUCGGGUGCAAAAGAAGCUGUUGGAGGAACCAAACAAGGAUGAGCAAACUAUCAAAGAAUUGUCCCCUUUAGAGCAUGUGCAUUUCAUUCAACACAGUCAAGAGAAAGACCUGGAAAUAGUACACCUCAAAAAAAGGAUCGAGCAGAUGGACGCCGACCAUAAAGAAACGAAGGAAAUGCUGUCCUCUGCUCUGGAGGAGCAGAAGCAAUUGAUACAACUCAUUAAAGAGAAAGAGAUGUAUAUUGAAGAACUUACAGGAAGUCCAGAGCUUCAGGAGGAAUUCGACGAGAUCAUAGAACUGGAGUGUGAGGUGUUUCAACUCCAGGAGUUAAAGGAUGAUCUCGAGGAGGAAAUCAGAGAGCAGCAGAAGAUCAUUCACAACCAGCAGCAGGGGAAUAUAGGACUGCUUCAUUCUUUACAAGAGCAGAAGCAGAAAGUGGAGCAGCUCCAAUACCGGCAGGAGCAGAUGAAUAUUGAACACGCUCAGCUCCUUUCAGCGAAAGACGAGGAGAUUCAGCAUUUGCAGGACACGAUAGACCAAAUGAAAGCCCGGUUGCCUGACAAAAGCCAGCACAUUCCGACAGAAGACUGUGAUGAUGUGGAAGUCCCAACCAGUCAGCCUCUUCCCAGACAAAACGCAAGUGAAAAGCUUGAUUCACGUGAAGCCGAAACUCAAAUAUCAGUCCUAGGAAUCAAAGAACACGAACUGGAGAUGAAGCUUCUAACUGAACAGAACAUCCGACUGACGGAACAGAUCGAUCGGCUCUCCAAAGAGGAGAUUGGUAAACUAACUCAGAUUAUCCAGCAGAAAGACUUGGAGAUUCAGGGUCUUUCCAGCAGGAUCUCUGCGGCUUCUCACAGCCAGAACCGGGACGUGGAGCGACUUCAGCGGCAAUUGCAAGAGUACGCUUGGAAAAGCGAACAGGUCUUGGCGGUCUUAAAUGAGAAAACGAGGGAGAACAGCAAUCUGAGGACAGAGUAUGACAAAAUGGCGGAUAGGAUGGCUGCCACAGAAGCAGACCUCCGGCGGAUGCAAGAGGAAAAUCAAAAACUGUCCACUAGAAUGGACAGUAGUGGUCAGGAGAUGUUUAGAGAAACGAUUCAGAAUUUAUCACACAUCGUUCGAGAAAAAGACCUCGAAGUGGAUGCGUUAAGUCAGAAAUGUCAGACUUUAUUGACACUCCUGCAACCCUCCAGCCCUGGUAAUGAGGUUCGAGGCGUUCAUAUGGAUCAGUUCAAGCAGCUUCUACAGGAACGGGACACAUUAAAACAGCGAGUGAAGAUCAUGGAAGAGUGGAAACAGCAGGUGAUGACCACAGUCCAAAAUAUGAAGCGUGAGUCACCCCAGCUUGAGAGAGAGCUGGCACAACUCCAGGCGCGGGCUUUCACCAGCAGCGAGAAGGAUUCUGAACUACCGACGACCUCUAGUGACCUGAUGCAGACGUACAAAGGCAAUGAAAUAAAAUUACAACAUUUAGAGAAGGAACUGGCACAAAUUCAGCUCAGCAUCGGGGAGCUUUGCAAUGCCAAGGAUCUCCUUCUAGGGAAACUGGACGUGAUUUUCCUCGAGCCCUCCCCCGACUGCUCAGAGUCAGCGGACUCUCUGGAGCCCGUGAAAUCUGACAGAGUGGGUGAGGCUUCUGAGUUGCUCCAAGUGGAGGUAGAAGAGCUGAGAAAAUCAAUGCAAGAAAAAGAUAGGAUGAUUCGAACCCUCCAGGAAGAUAAGCAGAGAUGGACUGAUUCAGUGGCUGCCACGUGGGAAGGAGAAGGCCCAGAACAGGAACACAGGGAUUCCGACAUCGAGCAGCUGAAGGAGAAACAGGCCGUUCUACAAAACUUCAUUCGGGAUCAGGAGCUCCGAAUCCAAGCGAAAAGUGAGGACUUGCUUUCUUUGCAGGAGAACUUCCGUAGCCAAGUGAGUGAAAAUGAACUUUUGAGGCAGACGGUCACCAAUCUGAAGGAGAGAAUAGCAGAGUUGGAAAUGGAUGUGUGUCAACCGAGAGAGGAAAAUGCAAAAGUCGAGGAAAACUCUCGAGAAAAGGCAGUGGGAGAUGAGGCAUUGCAAGAGACAGAUAGGCUGCUUUCAGUGAUGCGGAGAGAGGAGGCAUCCCAGGGUGCUGCGAUGAAAGAGAAGGCACUUGCUUUGGAGCAACUAUCGCAAGAGAGAGAAGAGCACGAGACCGGGGUAUUGAACCGGCCGGUCAGUGCAGUUCCAUCAAUGCAGGGAAAGACAGUUCUGUGCCAACAGGGGAGAGAUGAAGUCCUGUUGGCCCUGACACAGAAACAAAUGGAAACCUGUGCCCUCCAGAAGGAGGUUCGCCAUUUACGUGAGAGCGAAUUACGCCUAACCCAGGAGCUGGAGAGACGGCGACACCUCGCUCUAGAAGCCGAAGACGCUCAUCGCCGGGAAGCUCUGGCCUCAGAAGACAAAGUGGCUCAACUCAGGAAGGAAGUGACGGUCUUGCAGGGAAGACUCGUUUUGUCUUCCACUGCCAUGGAAAAUGCCAGCCGAGGAGCCAGUCUGCAGGUAGAGUCGCUGCAGGAGCAACUGCACGUGGUGACCCAGCAGAAAGAGGACACUGCGCUCCAGCUUGCUGCCUCGCAGGAAGAAGGAAGGCAGUAUGGUCACAUCCUAGCUGACCUCAAGUUGGAACUCGCCGAAUGGAUGGAAAAGGCAGACAGCCUCGAAGGAAAACUGAAGUCAUUGCAGGGACGAUUACAUAAAACAAAUGCUGACUUGGAGCUGAAGGAAGACCAACUCCAAGAAUUCCAGAAACAGAAUGAGGUCCAGCAGGAAAUCCUGGAGGACACACAGAAGAAACUGAUGAACUUAGUCAGUAAGUCCGAAGGAAUGGUGGACAAAACCCUACUAAGGAGACUCUUCCUGGGAUCUUUCCAAGCCCCUGACGCUGAACGGCAGGAAGCCUUAAGGUUGAUGGGAAGCAUGCUGGGGAUCCGAGAAGACCAGAUUUGGCAGCUGUUCAAUGAAGGGCCAGGUGGUGUUACCAGCUGGAUGACUCGGGGGCCUGGAUCCAAAAGCGCCCCCAACACACGUGUGAAGCCAAAUCACCGACCUAUGGCCAAGAAUUCUUUUUCAGGGCUUUUCGUCCAGUUUCUAGAAGCGGAAUCUCAUUCAGCUUUGCCACCACCAAAGCCCUCUGCUCAUGACGUGAAGCCCCCAGAUCCCGGAGGAAGGGGAAAACUGGCUAUGAAAAAGGCCCAGCACGUCUGA
Molecule: messenger RNA, 3927 nt
Organism: Mirounga angustirostris (Northern elephant seal)
Lineage: Eukaryota; Metazoa; Chordata; Mammalia; Carnivora; Phocidae
Product: thyroid receptor-interacting protein 11-like
Exons: 2
Coding region: 1-3927 (1308 amino acids)
Biological process (GO): Golgi organization; endoplasmic reticulum to Golgi vesicle-mediated transport
Cellular component (GO): Golgi apparatus
Molecular function (GO): small GTPase binding
Source: RefSeq, a predicted model, not a curated record